This is a messenger RNA of Lineus longissimus, 1152 nucleotides long. RefSeq lists its product as uncharacterized. Bases 11 to 472 code for a protein of 153 amino acids. The record is from RefSeq and is a predicted model, not a curated record. The transcript is spliced from 6 exons. Gene Ontology annotation, cellular component: kinetochore. Lineage: Eukaryota; Metazoa; Nemertea; Pilidiophora; Heteronemertea; Lineidae.
UCUGUGCGAAAUGUCAGAAGAUCCAAGAUUCGUAUUGAAUUCCUUGGAAGAAUGGGAGCACCCAUUUCUUUCCAGUCGUGCAGGGUUCGAAGAGUUUGUAGAGCUUUUUCCGAGGAAAUAUAGGGACCACCCAGAAAUCAGGGUUUACUACAAAGCAUUGAUGAAAAGGUUUGCAGUGUUCACAGAAGACGUGAAGGAAAACAUUGAAACCACUUGUCAGAAGAAAACUGGGGAGGAUGAAGAUUCUGAAGCACAAACAGAACAUGAGAAAGCAGUCAUACUUCUUGAACAUAUUAAACAGCAUUUGUCGGAGGAACUGUCCGAUUUGAAGAAUGAAAACAAGAAGAUGAGACAAACCUUAGACUGCAUGACUCCUGAUGUCCUUAUAAAUUUCAACAAAGAGUUAAGUCCGGCACAAACCGCUUUUCAGAACACAAAACAAGAGCUAUCCAGUGGGUGUGAAAAACUAUAAGUUUUACACUUGGACUAAAGCAUUUGAUUGGCUCUAUAUGAAUACACCUGAUAGCAGCCAAGGUAGUCUUCCUGGUGCUUAUUUUUGGACUGGACUGUGGUGAGUCAUUUGGAGGACUUGUGGACCAGAUGUGUGCAUGCUUUCUACAUGGAUAUCAGUGCCUCAUUUGAUGACUUUUAUGGUCAUUUUCCCUUAUACUGAGAAAAGGACUUGGAAGUGUAAAAUGGUGAUCAGUUUCAAUAAAGAACAUGGCAAUGAAUUGUAAAUAUUAUAUAUUGUGGACAUGUAAAUAUAUGAUUUGAUUUUAAAUCAAGAAAGUUUCCAAAUAUCAUGUUGUGAUAUUUUCAUUAUGCUGUUUUGACAAUGAAGAUAGUGCAGCAAAACAUUAUGUUGCUGAAUCGGAGAGGCUUUAGGGCUCCAAACGUUUCCCAGAGGACAACAACACGACCUAGUUUGACUAUCUUUGUGCAGCAAAAUCCACAGAAUGGAUCCUGUUUGAUUUAUAUCAUUAAAAGGAUAUAUGUAUGUUCAAGAAAUGUGGGUAACUCUUGACCCACUGAGUGGAACAUCAAAUGACAUCGCCACAGUUCUACUGACCUGUGGUCGGAUAUCCCAUUUUCUUACUUUUGACACUAGAUAGCUCCCAUCUUAUCAAGAUGUUUAUAAUGAAGAGUGAGCUC